Messenger RNA from Chlorella variabilis, 3420 nucleotides. RefSeq lists its product as hypothetical. The record is from RefSeq and is a predicted model, not a curated record. The transcript is spliced from 14 exons. NCBI's taxonomy places the organism in Eukaryota, Viridiplantae, Chlorophyta, Trebouxiophyceae, Chlorellales, Chlorellaceae. The coding region runs from base 1 to 3420 and encodes 1139 amino acids.
AUGGGUGGCAAGCGGCUCACCAGCGGGGCGGGGCCGGACUUCAGCCAGCUCCACGAACUCCCGCUCCUGGCCUGCUUGGAGAGGGCGCCGAGCGUGCCCUCCUUCCUGCUGGAAGGGGCCCUCAAGCUCACCUCCAAGGGCCCCGUCGAACGCGUGUGCCGUCGGUGGCGGCGGCUGGCUCUGCAGCUGCCGGCCUCGCUGGAGCUCGACCUGUGUGAGCUGCACGAGCAGUUUGAUGAGGCUGACGAGGUGCAGGCGGCGCUCGACGAGGUGCUGCCUGCGCUGCGCCAGCGAGCGGUGCGCAAGCUGGAGCUCAAUGGCUGCACGUCUGUGCUGCCACGGCAGGCGCCCGCCCUGCUGGCCCGCGCCUUCUUCCCGCAGCUGCGCAGGCGAGCUCCCACGCAUGCGUGCUGCAAGCUGACGCUGGCCGGCGGCAGCCUGCCCCACUUCUCUUCCUACCUCUCCCACUGCCGCUGCCUGGAGAGCCUGGAGCUGAGGAUCCCGGACCUGGAGGAGGGAGGGAUGGAGCUGGUGGGCACUCACCUCAGCGGGCUGGAGCCUCAGCUGCGCCUGCUGUGCCUCUCUUUCAACGUCCCGCCGCGGCUGCUGCUGGCCUGCGUGGCGUCGCACGUGCGCCCCGCCGCCGUGGCGCUGAGCACCCACUCCGGGCCUUGCGCCUGGAUGUGGGUCCCGCAGCUGCGCGCCCUCAGUGUGUACCUGCGCGAUGGCGGCCUAGGCGGCGACUGCGCCAGACUGGGCCAGGGCAUCGCCGCCAUGCCCCAGCUGGAAAGCCUGACGGUACUGGACGUGCGGCCGCCCGCCUCGGCGCCGCCGUACGUGCUGCCCGGCCUGGCGGCGCUGCCGCGGCUGGCCAAGCUGUCAGUGCAGGGCAGCGUGCCGCGGGGGGCGUGGGAGUGCCCGCACCUCACCGCCCUGCUGUGCGCGGCGGUGUCCCGCCUGCACCUGCCCACCCACGCGGGCCCGCCCCAGCCGAGGCUGCGCUGCACGGGCCUGCGCCAGCUGCGCCUCGUGGACUGCAGCUUUGAGGCGGAGGCGAGCUUUCCGUCCACGCUGUGCACGCUGAGCCAGCUGACCAGCCUGGCACUCCUGUGGAACCACGGCGACAUGGCGGCGCCCGAGCUGGCGCAGCUGCAGCAGCAGGCGCGGCUGCGCGGCGGGCUGCUGGGCUCCGGCACCCGCAGCGCGCUGCCCCCAGCCUUCUCGCAGCUCAGCGCCCUGCGCCAGCUGGUCAUCCACGAGGCCAAGCUGGACAGCGCCAGCGUGGAGGCGCUGCGCCCGCUGGGCGCGCUCACCGUGCUGCGCCUGCCGCGCUGCCAGCUGCAAGGCCUGCCCGACGGGCCCUACCUGGCGGGCCUGAGCAGCCUGGAGAUCGGCCACAACCCUGGCCUGGACGAGGUGGUGCCCCACCAGGCCACCGCUGCCCGCGGCCUGCGCGCUCUGAAGACCCGGGUGCCGGCUCACUGGACCGUGGAGGAGGACUGGAGUGACCUGCAGAGGAGGCUCAACUGCCUGCCGUGCCUGCAGCUGCUGUGCCUGGAGGCGGCUCCCGGCUUGGAUGACGAAGAGUGGGAGGGGCUCAAGGAGCUGCUCAGGCCCUACCCUUUCGAGCUGCACGCCGACUGCUGCGCCCUCGACCUCCACCCAGAGUACAGCGGGCUGGCGGACUUCACAAUUGAGUCGGGCGCGGCCGAGCGCGUGUGCCGGCGCUGGCGACAGCUGGCGCUGGACCUGCCCGCCACGCUGUCGCUGUAUUUCUGUGAGCUGCACGAUGAUGACAGCGAGGAUGAAUCUGCGGGAGGAACCGCCGACCUCGCCGCCACUCUGGCCGCGCUGCACACGCUCCUGCCCGUCCUGGGCCGGCGCGCAAUCCACAGGAUUGUCGUGCUGGGGUGCACGGUGGCGAUGCCGCCGCAGGCGCCCGCGCUGCUGGCCCGCGCCCUGUUCCCGCAGCUGCGCAGGCGAGCUCUCACGCAUGCGGCCGCCUCGCGCUUGCUUGCCUGCCCACACAGACGGCGCCGUGCAGAGUGCAGAGCCUGGCGGCUACCAGCUUGCUUCAAGCCCCAUCCCUGCAGGCUGACGCUGAGCGGCAGCAGCCUGCUGCACUUCUCCUCCCUGCUGUCCCACUGCCGCCGCCUGGAGGAGCUCGACUUGCGCAUCCCCGGCCUGGAGAGCUCCGGUGCCGAGCUGCUGGGCAGCCACCUCAGCGGCCUGUCGCCCCGGCUGCAGCGCCUGGAGCUGACGCUCCACGAGGCACCCAGCCAGCUGCUGCAGUGCAUCCGCGAGCAUGUGCAGCCUGCGGCCAUGGCGCUGGCCACCCACGCCGGCCCCACGGCCGCCAUGUGGCUGCCGCAGCUGCGCAAGCUGUGCAUGCACCUGCGGAUCAGCACGCAUGUGGGCCUGUUCAACCAGGGCUUGCUGGCGCUGUCGCAGCUGGAGACGCUUUCGCUGGCAGACGUGCGGCCGGGCGUGGUGGGCAGCACGGCGGCCAGCCUGCCCAACCUGCAGCGCCUGCCGCGGCUGCGGGAGCUGGUGGUGGCGGGCAGCGUGCCCGCGGCCGCCUGGGCCUGCCCCCACCUCACCUCCCUGCUCUGCGGGUCGGCGGCGGGCAUGGUGCUGCCGCACCGCGCGCCCGUGCGCUGCACCGCCCUGCGCCAGCUCAUGCUCCGGGACUGCACCUUUGCCGGCGACUGCUCCCUGACCGCCCAGCUCGGCACGCUGGCCGCGCUGACCAGCCUGGCGGUACUGCACGUCCGAGACGGCGACCGCCAGCAGUGGCAGCUGCUGCACGGCGGCACCCUGGGCUCCGGCACGCGCAGCGCCCUGCCGCCCAGCUUCUCGCAGCUCAGGCGAGCGGCAGGCUGCUCAUGUGCAUGCCCGUUGGGCAGCAGUCCGGUUUUCAUUUCCUGCUUGAUCGCCCUGCGCCAGCUGGUCAUCCAGGAGGCCAAGCUGGACAGGGCCAGCGUGGAGGCGCUGCGCCCGCUGGGCGCGCUCACCGCGCUGUGCCUGCCGCGCUGCGAGCUGCUGUCCCUGCCCCUCCGGGCCCUACCUCGCGGGACUCCGCAGGUACGCCUGGACAUCUCAGGCAACUUGGCUCUCGACCAGGCGCUGCCCUUCCACGCAACCGCCGCGGGGCGGCGGCUGCGCGGCCUGCGCACAACCUUGCCGGAGGACUGGUCGGCGGCGCGGGACUGGCAGGACCUGGAGACCAAGCUCAACAGCCUGCCUUGUUUAGAGUUCCUCAUACUGCACUCGUCGGGGCCGGGGUUGAGCGAUGACCUCGAUGCGUACGAGGCAGCCAAGGAUCUGGUGGCCUCCAACUUCCGCAUCCCCCACUUCUGGCCCUGCCCAGGGGCCGAGCUGCCGGAGGAGCUCUCCGGGCUGGCCAUCUUCGACGGCUGA